Andrographis paniculata is the source of this 2640-nucleotide messenger RNA. Its product is annotated as RAP domain-containing protein, chloroplastic. Gene Ontology annotation, molecular function: RNA binding. Gene Ontology annotation, biological process: mitochondrial RNA processing; chloroplast rRNA processing; regulation of mitochondrial mRNA stability. The record is from RefSeq and is a predicted model, not a curated record. Bases 282 to 2360 code for a protein of 692 amino acids. NCBI's taxonomy places the organism in Eukaryota, Viridiplantae, Streptophyta, Magnoliopsida, Lamiales, Acanthaceae. Gene Ontology annotation, cellular component: mitochondrial matrix; chloroplast; ribonucleoprotein granule. The transcript has 3 exons.
AUCCCUAUCGGCUAUCACUGCAACGGACUGGCCACCGUCCAAUCCCAGCUCAAUCGCUCAAGCUCUGCUUUUAUCCGACCUCUUACAUUUCUCCCGGCGAACGCCAUCAAUUUGGUCUCCUGCCUUCCUCCUACUCAGGUUCGUUACUUCGAUUUCUCUGCCCUUGAUUAUCUGUCAUUGGAGUGGGCUUCGAUUUCUCUUCUCAUCUGUCACGCACGCAGUCAUCUUAGCCUCUGCCUGCACCUCAAGUAUUGCAAUUUUAGAAGAGAUUUACAUAAUCUAUGGAAGCAAGUCUGCUGGUAAAUUCUGUCUCCAAUUUUCACGUGCAGUCCACAAAACCAGUUGCCUUUAAAACUGCACUUCCAAUUGUGAACCCAAAAAUUCACCUGAGCUCCAGAUUCAAAUUCCGCUGCUGCUUAAACCCUGGACAGAGGAAGCACCGACCAAUUAACGGUGGUGUGGUGGUUGAAACUGCUGAUUACAUAGAUGAUGAUGAUGAUGAUGACGAUGACGAUGAUGGUGGUGGUCAAGUGGAGGAGAACGAGCAUCGAGUUCAAAAUGGAAAGAGCUCAAGUUCAACGAAUUGGGAGGCAGAGUUUCUUGGUGAAAUUGGCUCGUCCGGGAAGAAGAAAAAGCAGCCAAAAUCUAGAUAUUUUCCAGAAACUGAUCAAAUGGAUUGGUGUGUUAGGGCUAGGAAGGUUGCAUUGCAAUCUAUUGAGGCCAGAGGACUGAAGGCGAAAAUGGAGAGCUUGGUCAGACAUGAGAAGAAAAAGAAAAAGAAGAAGAAGCAACCCAUGAUAAGCAAAAAAACACUGGUGGACACCGCCGACGAUUUUGAUGAAGAGGAGGACGAUGAAGAUCUGGAUUUUGAUAUCAAUGAGGCAGCCUUUGAUUCUGCAGAUUCUUUGGGUAAAAACGGUCAUCUUAAGAGAACGGUGAGCUUGAUUGCACGGGGGAUGUUUGAAGAGAGGAAGGAGAAAUCUAUGGAAACAUUUGUUCAGAGACUUUCUCAGUUUUCAGGACCUUCUGACCGUAGAAAGGAGAUAAAUUUGAAUAAGUUGAUUGUUGAUGCGCCAACUGCUGAGGAGGUUUUAGAGGUUACAGGUGAUAUAAUCACAGCUGUUGCAAAAGGGCUUCAUCCAUCGCCUCUUUCACCUUUGAAUAUUGCGACAGCAUUACAUAGGAUUGCCAAGAGUAUGGAGAGAACCUCGAUGGUGAGGACUCGGAGAUUGGCGCUUGCUAGACAAAGAGAGAUGUGUAUGCUUGUGGGAAUGGCAAUGACCACCUUGCCUGAGUGUUCCGCACAGGGAGUUUCCAACAUUGCAUGGGCCUUGUCCAAGAUUGGCGGAGAGCUUCUUUACAUGUCUGAAAUGGACAGGGUGGCGGAAGUGGCCUUGACUAAAGUAUCUGAGUUCAACUCUCAGAAUGUUGCUAAUAUAGCAGGUGCUUUUGCUUCCAUGCGGCACUCUGCUCCGCAACUCUUUUCAGAAUUGUCGAACAGGGCUUCGCAUAUAAUAGACACUUUUCGUCCCCAAGAGAUCGCCCAAGUAUUAUGGGCUUUUGCUUCUCUGUAUGAGCCUGCAGACCCUCUUCUGGACUCUCUUGACAGCUUUUCUGUGGAUGUGAGUCAGUUCGAUUUUCGCUCAGCCAGUGAAACAUCUUAUCUUGAUGAUGAGGGAGGAGCAGAGGACAGUGGAGACAGCAAAUCAGCAGCACAUACAGGCAGCAUGACACUAACCUUUGCCAGGGACGAGCUGGGUUGCAUAUCUUGGUCGUAUGCUGUGCUAGGACAAUUAGAUCGUGCCUUCUUCUCCUGCGCCUGGAGAACAUUGAGCCAUUUUGUGGAGCAAGGGAUUUCUGAGCAGUACAGGGAAGAUGUGAUGUUCUGCUCGCAGCUGCACUUGGUGAAUCAAUGCCUGAAACUAGAGUAUCCACAUCUUAGAAUGGCGCUGCCGAAUGAGGUGGAGGAUAAAAUUGAACGUGCUGGAAGAGCAAAGAAGUUCAAUGAGAAGGUGAGUUCGUCGUUCCAGAAGGAGGUGUGUCGCCUGCUUGUAAGCACUGGGCUUGAUUGGGUGAAGGAGUAUACAGUGGAGGGCUACACUCUGGAUGCAGCCAUUGUUGAUCAGAGGGUUGCUUUGGAAAUCGACGGGCCCACUCAUUUCUCGAGAAAUUCUGGAGUUCCACUGGGGCAUACAAUGCUGAAACGCCGCUGGAUAAAUGCAUCUGGGUGGAAGCUUGUGUCGGUGUCGCUUCAGCAAUGGGAAGAACAUGAAGGUGAAUUUGAGCAGCUGGAGUAUCUUAGGAGGAGAAUCCGCGAUGGUACAUCCACCCAUGCCGUAGGAACUCACUCUACUCACUAAGCAUAAUGACAAUUGGCAGACAAAAGGUGGGAAGGGAAGGGACGACAGGAGCCAAGCCAACACCAUUGCUACUCACUUGUGUCUCUGUUCUAUCUCUAUUUCCUUGUCAUUCUGUAGUUUUGCUUGGGACUAUAGAUAGAUAGAUAGAUAGAUAGAUAUAGAUAGAUUGAUUGAUAGAUAGACAGACAGAUGGCUGGCAGCGCGCACAUCCUGUAUUUUGUCUGUUUAACUAAACUACGUACACAUCAUUUGUAUGUAUAUAGCCAAAAUCUUUGUAGCA